Oikopleura dioica is the source of this 324-nucleotide messenger RNA. NCBI's taxonomy places the organism in Eukaryota, Metazoa, Chordata, Appendicularia, Copelata, Oikopleuridae. The record is from the annotation of a GenBank genome assembly.
AUGUCAGAGAAGGCUGAAGAAGGAGUCGAGAAUCGAGCAUUUGAAGAUGAAACAGAGAAAAGAGAUGAGGAUGAAAGUGAAGACAGAGAAGAGGAAAACCAAGAAAGCGGGGUAAAAGAAGACGGCGAAGAAGAUAAGAAUGACGACGGUAAUUCGAAAUGGAAACGCGCUGCAAAAAAUGCUGUUCAUCCAAGUCUACAAAAUAAAGAACCUAAAGAAGAUGAGAGUGAAAUUUCAUCUGGAAACGAGUCAGAUUCAGGAAGCGAAAGAGACAUGUCAGAAAGCUCAGACGAAGACGAACCUGAAAUAUCUCUAGCCCCGUAG